Molecule: messenger RNA, 7886 nt
Organism: Salmo salar (Atlantic salmon)
Lineage: Eukaryota; Metazoa; Chordata; Actinopteri; Salmoniformes; Salmonidae
Product: voltage-dependent T-type calcium channel subunit alpha-1H
Biological process (GO): membrane depolarization during action potential; transmembrane transport; positive regulation of calcium ion-dependent exocytosis
Cellular component (GO): neuron projection; plasma membrane; voltage-gated sodium channel complex
Molecular function (GO): low voltage-gated calcium channel activity; voltage-gated sodium channel activity; calcium ion binding
Source: RefSeq, a predicted model, not a curated record
GGUUUGAGCGAGUCUCUAUGCUGGCGAUUCUUCUGAACUGCGUGACGUUGGGAAUGUUCCAGCCAUGUGACGACGUUCACUGUCUCAACAAGCGCUGCUUCUUCCUACAGGCUCUGGACGACGGUAUCUUUGCGUUCUUUGCGGUGGAGAUGCUGGUGAAGAUGGUGGCUCUAGGUCUUCUAGGUCAGAAGGGUUACCUUGGCGAUACCUGGAACAGACUGGACUUCUUCAUCGUCAUCGUCGGGAUGUUGGAGUAUUCUCUAGACGGACACAAUGUCAGCCUAUCAGCUAUCAGGACUGUCAGGGUGCUCCGCCCACUACGAGCCAUCAACAGAGUACCCAGUAUGCGUAUCCUGGUGACUCUGCUCCUAGACACUCUCCCCAUGCUGGGGAACGUCCUGGCACUGUGUUUCUUCGUCUUCUUUAUCUUCGGCAUCGUCGGCGUGCAGCUGUGGGCGGGGCUACUGAGGAACAGGUGCUUCAUGGGAGAAGACUUCAGAACGAUAUACAACGUCUCCUACCUGACUGUGUACUAUCGGCCCGAGGAGACGGAGGACAUCCCCUUUAUCUGCUCAACCAAUCGGGAGAACGGAAUGCUGCGGUGUUCCGACGUUCCGCGCCGCCGUGUGGACGGGUCGUGGUGCAUGCUGGGGGCAGAAGGUGUAGAGGAGGAGCCUGGGGCAGAUGGACCAAUAGGAAGAGGCUGUGUGAACUGGCACCGGUAUUAUAACGUGUGCCGGGCCGGGGAGCUAAACCCUCACAAAGGAGCCAUCAACUUUGACAACAUCGGAUACGCCUGGAUUGCUAUCUUUCAGGUGAUAACUCUGGAAGGUUGGGUGGACAUCAUGUACUAUGUAAUGGAUGCUCACUCCUUCUACAACUUCAUCUACUUUAUCUUCCUCAUCAUCGUGGGCUCGUUCUUCAUGCUGAACCUGUGCCUGGUCGUCAUAGCAACCCAGUUCUCGGAGACGAAGCAGCGGGAGAACGCCCUGAUGAGGUCGGAGCAGCGCGCCCGUUACCUCAGCAACGCCUCCACUCUGGCGUCCUAUCAGGAACCGGGGUCUUGUUACGAGGAGACGCUGCGUUACAUCGGUCAUCUGUACCGUAAACUGACCCGCAGAGCCGCCCGGGUCGUCAAGCGCUUCUCCACGCCCACGCCUCGCCGCACCUGUCCCUGUUGGACACGCCAACGCACACCCAAAGGAGAGGUGAACGGACUGGCCAAUCGGCACUCGGGACACGCUCACGGUGUCUUCCACCUUGCUCAUUGUCGUCCUCCUCCUCCUCCUCCUCUUCCUCGUCCGUCUAACUCUGUAGGGGUGGAGAUGAGUAACGGGGGUAACGGGGGAGUAGGGAGGAAGGGCGGGGAGUUAAACUACCCCUCUAUCUACCCCCACGACCUCUACGACCUGACCCCUGACCCCGGCUACGUGACCUCCGGUGGGAGGGGCCACGCCGUCUCAGUGGAGGCGCUCAGCAAACUGCAGCAACUGGUGUUAGAACACGAUAAGAAGGCGGAGCACUGGGAGUCGUUGCCGUGCCCCUACUGCGUCCACGACGACCAGCUUAGUGACAACGACCAUGCCGAUUUUGAACCAGGCAACCAGCGCCACGGCAACCAGAGCCCUGGCCGCGGUAACAGCCUCCGGCGUGUAGAUGGACAGGCCCUGAGGCCAAUCGGAGAGCUAGUUGGGUGGUGGGCGGAGCUACAGACCAGGUUGGAGCAUGUGGUGAGCAGUAGAUACUUCAACAGAGGGAUCAUGAUCUCCAUCCUCAUCAACACUCUCAGUAUGGGGAUAGAGUUCCACCAACAGCCCCAGGAGUUGACUGACAUCCUAGAGAUCAGUAAUCUAGUGUUCACCAGUCUCUUCAGUCUGGAGAUGCUUCUGAAGCUGCUGGCCUUCGGACUCUUCGGCUACAUCAAGAACCCGUACAACGGCUUUGACAGCGUCAUCGUAAUCAUCAGCGUCUGGGAGAUCAUUGGACAGGCGGACGGCGGUCUGUCCGUCCUGCGGACGUUCCGUCUGCUGCGUGUCCUGAAGCUGGUCCGGUUCCUGCCUGCCCUGCGCAGACAGCUGGUGGUUCUGAUUAAGACCAUGGACAACGUAGCCACCUUCUGCAUGCUGCUCAUGCUGUUCAUCUUCAUAUUCAGUAUCCUAGGCAUGCAUCUGUUUGGCUGUAAGUUUGGACUGAAGCUGGACAGUGGCGACACGCUACCUGACAGGAAGAACUUUGACUCGCUGCUCUGGGCUAUCGUCACUGUGUUCCAGAUUCUGACUCAGGAGGACUGGAAUGUGGUCCUGUAUAACGGCAUGGCCUCCACCUCUCCUCUCGCUGCUCUCUACUUUGUAGCUCUGAUGACGUUUGGGAACUACGUCCUCUUCAACCUGCUGGUGGCCAUCUUGGUGGAGGGCUUCCAGGCGGAGGGUGAUGCUAACAGGUCAGAGGCCGACGAUGAGAAACUGUCGACUUUAGAAGAGGAGGAGAAGAUGAAGGAGCUGUAUUCAACAGAGUUGAAGCUCCAGGCGAUGAUGUUGACCCCUAACGGCCUUCUGAACCCCCGUGCCUCCAUGCCCCUCCCGCCCCUCCCGUCCCCGCGGCAACGUCCGCCGCUCAUCCUGCACACCUUGGCCACGCCCACGACUCGCGACAGCCAUUCACGACGGGGCAGCGCGGUCUCUACGGAUACAAGCAACACCCUGGACCCCAGGUCACCGUCUCCGUGGGACAGCCGACGCGCCAGCUGGUCUUCCAUUGGCCGAGGUACCAGCCUACAGCAGAGGAGGAGCCAAUCAAGUGAGAGGGAUUCUCUGCUGUCAGAGGGGGCGGGGUCAGAAUGGUCCAUACCCAAUUGGGGGUGGAGCAGGGAGGAGUCUCUCGACCUCCUGGAUCAAUCGGAGUAUCUGACCGUGCCGAUGCUCCGCCCACCUGAAUGUAACGGGAAGACCUUUCACCUCCCUGAUGCCGGGACCCUCCGUUACUAUAGCGACCACGAGGAGGAGGAGGAGGCUGAGGAGAGUGUGUGUUUACAGGUGAAGCUCUUCCUGGAGCCCUAUCAGCCCCAGUGGUGUAUAGACCAUGAGGACUGGGCUCUCUACCUGUUCUCCCCGUGUAACAGGUUUCGUCAGUGGUGCCAGAGAGUGAUAACACACAAGAUGUUUGAUCACAUAAUCCUCCUCUUCAUCUUCCUCAACUGCAUCACCAUCGCUCUGGAGAGACCGGACAUACAGCCACACAGCACAGAGAGAGUCUUCCUCAGUGUGUCCAACCACAUCUUCACUGUGAUCUUCAUAGCAGAGAUGACCGUUAAGGUGGUAGCCCAGGGGCUGUACUCAGGUGAAGAGGUCUAUCUGAAGAGCAGCUGGAACGUUCUGGAUGGAUUGUUGGUGUUUGUGUCUCUGCUGGACAUUCUGGUUUCCGUAGCGUCCGCCGGCGGUAACCGUAUCCUAGGAAUCCUCCGAGUACUGAGACUCCUGCGAACCCUUCGUCCACUCAGGGUGAUCAGUCGAGCCCCAGGGCUGAAGCUGGUAGUAGAGACUCUGAUCACGUCUCUGAGACCCAUCGGAAAUAUCGUCCUCAUCUGCUGCGGUUUCUUCAUCGUGUUCGGAAUACUGGGAGUACAGCUUUUCAAGGGUAAGUUCUUCCACUGUGAGGGCGUGGAUGUGAGGAACGUGACCAAUAGGACUGACUGUCUCCGUGCCGGCCACCGAUGGAUACGACGCAAAUACAACUUCGAUAACCUGGGACAGGCGUUGAUGUCUCUGUUUGUGCUGUCCUCUAAAGACGGGUGGGUCAGCAUCAUGUAUGACGGACUGGACGCCGUGGGGGUAGACCAGCAGCCGGUGAGGAACCACAACCCGUGGAUGCUCCUGUUCUUCAUCUCCUUCCUCCUCAUCGUCAGUUUCUUCGUCCUCAACAUGUUCGUGGGCGUGGUCGUGGAGAACUUCCACAAGUGUCGUCAGGACCAGGAAGAAGAGGAGCAGCGGCUACGGGAAGAGAAGAGAGCCAAGAGAGCAGAGAAGAGGAGGAGGAAGGCCCAGGAACGUCCCUACUUCGCAGACUACUCCCCGGUGCGUCUCACCAUCCACACGUUGUGCACCAGCCACUACCUGGACCUCUUCAUCACCGUCAUCAUCGCUACCAACGUCCUCACCAUGAGCAUGGAGCACUACAACCAGCCACAGUAUCUGGAGGAGGGGUUAAAGUAUUGUAACUACAUCUUCACUCUGGUGUUCGUCAUCGAGACGGUCCUCAAACUCAUCGCCUUCGGACUGAGACGCUUCUUCAAGGAGAGGUGGAACCAGCUGGAUCUGUCCAUCGUGCUGUUGUCCGUAAUGGGCAUCACUCUGGAAGAGAUCGACCUGAACGCUUCGCUACCCAUAAACCCUACGAUCAUACGCAUCAUGAGAGUACUGAGGAUCGCCAGAGUGUUGAAGCUGUUGAAGAUGGCAACAGGGAUGAGAGCUCUCCUGGACACUGUAGUUCAGGCCCUGCCUCAGGUGGGGAAUCUGGGUCUCCUCUUCAUGUUGCUGUUCUUCAUCUAUGCUGCGCUGGGAGUAGAGCUGUUUGGGAAACUGGAGUGUUCCGAGGAGAACCCGUGUGAGGGUCUGAGUCGUCACGCUACGUUCCAGAACUUUGGCAUGGCGUUCCUCACCUUGUUCCGCGUUUCCACCGGUGACAACUGGAACGGAAUUAUGAAGGACACGCUGCGGGACUGUCGUCCAGAAGACCGCUCCUGUCUGACCUACCUUCCUCUGAUCUCUCCGGUGUACUUCGUGACCUUCGUCCUGACGGCCCAGUUCGUGCUGGUCAACGUGGUGGUGGCGGUGUUGAUGAAACACUUGGAGGAGAGCAACAAGGAGGCGCAGGAAGAGGCAGAGGAGGAGGCCAAGGAGGAAGAGGCGCGUCAAGAGGAGGCCAGGCAAGAGGAGGCGCGCCAGGAAGCCAGCCGUCCCCUUAGCAACGCCGCAGUGGGCGGGGUGGAAUCAUCUGGACAGGUUGUGGAAGAAGAGCGUUGUCGUGGUAGCCUGCUGACGGUGGGCCGGCCGUCUCUGUCUCGUAUGAUGUCUCUGCCCAGCGACAGCUACAUGCUCCGCCCCCUACAGCCCCUCGGACACACCCGCUACCCUCCCAUUGGCCACGACACCUACAAGGGAUGCGGUUUCUCAGGUUCUGUCUACUCCAUGGGUUCUAUCGGAGCAGGAUCCCUGCUGCAGGUCCCGGGGGCGUUACCAUCUGGAAGCCACGCCUCCCUCAGCUCGAAGGGCUCCAGCUGCAGACCGACAGUCAGACUCAGCCCCUCCCACAGCGUAGACAGACACACCCCCUGGAGGCCCGUCCACGUCGACGGCAGACGAGCGUCGUUUUACCGUAGUUCUCACGACGCACACAGUUACAGACUCAGCCCUGCUCAGAGCAUCGACGGACACUCCUCCCGUUACCUCGAUAGACGGGCCUCUUAUCUACGUAGCUCCUCCCACAGCAUGGACAGUAGACACACCCCUUAUAUCCACAGCCCCUCCCACAGCAUGGACAGUAGACACACCCCUUAUAUACACAGCCCCUCCCACAGCAUGGACAGUAGACACACCCCUUAUAUCCACAGCCCAUCCCACAGCAUGGACAGUAGACACACCCCUUAUAUACACAGCCCCUCCCACAGCAUGGACAGUAGACACACCCCUUAUAUCCACAGCCCAUCCCACAGCAUGGACAGUAGACACACCCCUCAUAUGGAUAGACACACCCCUUACAUCCACAGCCCCUCACAUGGCAUCAAUAGACACACCUCUCAUAAUAAUAGACACACCUCUUAUAUGAGCAGCCCCUCCCACAGUAUAGACAGACGGGACUCUUAUAGGCUUAGCCCCUCCCACAGCAUGGACAGACAGCCGGGACCCACUUCCUCCAUCAGUGUGAGGAGACAGCUGAGGAGACAGGAAGCGGUACGUUAUGACUCUGAGGACCUGAGCUGCAGUUCCACCGACGAUCUGCGUCGGAGCUCUGUCGACGGCACCCACCUCACCGUACCCAGCAUGCACCUCUCUCCACUACCCAGCCUGCCCCCUGGUGGAAACACACACCUGGACGUACACCAGCCUUCCUCGCCUUCCCUCUCCCUCCGAGGAUGCACCUCCAGCGCACACACACUCCGCCACACACACACCGUACACACACUGCGUCACACACACAGUCAGAGGGUUAUAUCGACAAGAAGACACAGUAGGAGCCACAGUGAUAGUGGCCCCCAGACGACAGACAACCCGCAGACCCCAGCCCAGACCUCGGGCCCCAGCUCCAGGCCCGUCUCUCUCUGCUCUGGAGGUCCCAGCCUGUCCUUCUCCUCUCCCUCCACUCCCCAGAGGCCUGAGAUACCCCAGACCCCGGGCCCGGGCCCCAGCUCCAGGCCCAUCUCUCCUCCUUCUACUCCCCAGAGCCUUCAGACCAGCUUUGAUCCAAACCAGAGCCCCAUUUCCAGCCCUGGUCCAUUUCCCAUGAUCCUCGAUUCCAGUCCCAGCCGUAUCCCCACUUCCUUUCUAGAUGAGACAGAUAUUGAAAUCUGUCGCAUCACACGCCGCUCGUCCAGCCCCCCACACACACCCCGUUCCCCUCACCCCUACCUGUCCCUCCACGCCUGCCUCUCAUUUGAAGAGGACCAGAGGAGCCUGUGUCUCACCGGCCAAUCGGCGUCGUCUCCCGUUCGAGAGAGGACCAGGAAGCAGAGGAUGAGCCCGCCUUGCAUCUCCGUAGCGCCACCUGCUGAAGCCCAGGUUUCCACGACGACCCGGUCGACGGACGGAAGCGCGCACCUGAGGAGGCGGACCCUGUCGGUUGACUCCGCCUCUCGGAGAGACUCGUUGGACACGGACCCAGCGGAGACACGCCUUUCUGUCCCUUUUCUCCAAUUGGACUCUAGCUUUGUAAGAGUCACGGUGGAUUCUGACCAAUCGGGAUGCUCGUUGUUGACGGACAGCGAAUCGACCGUCGACGGGGAGGCGGAGGGGGAGGGGAGAGAAGUGGGAGGAGGAGCUCGGAACUCACAGUCUCUGCUGGGAUUGGUUCCCAACCCUCUCAGGAGGAGGAGCUUAGUGCGCAUGCUCAGCACACGGGAAGGAGAGGGGGAGGAGUCUCAACCCUGACCCUUGACCCUUGACCUUUGAGAAAUCGUUUUCCUUUUCUCCAACCCUAGAGAGACUCUGUGGCGACGCAGCAGGGUUUUAAUCCAGGCCUGUUGGAACGGGUCCUGAUUCAGCCAAUCAGCUCCUUGAUAAGGACAUCCCUAACCUAACUGAAUGAUAUGCAAAAUAGGACCCGCCCACCUUCUCCCUCCCUCACCCACCGAUUGGUGGGAAACUGUGAGCGGUUUGUCUGUUAGGAGAAAGUUAUGUGUCGUACAGAAAUCUGCCGUGAGUUUACCUUUAACUACGUCACCUUUAAUCACCUUUGACCCCUUUCACCCCCCACCCGCCCCCCUGGCAACAGCCUCUCUCGUUCGCCGUCGGAGUGACGUCACGUUCCUUCCGGAAAAGACUUUUCACGAAGAGGUUUAUUAUCACUAGAUCUAAAGACGUCACCUUUAACCUUGGACCUUUUUUAAUCUGUUGUUUGUCUGUUACCUUCCUUAUUGUACAGCUUCUGUUAGGUCCUGGUUUUAGUCCAGAACCUUCUCCUAUAUUGUUAAAUAUAUGGCUGGUUAUACGACUGUGGUUUACUGUAACUAACUAACUAACUGGCAGGUUAGGAACUCUGUCACUGUAACUUAUAACUACUAGAACUACUCUCUCCCUCUCUCCUCUCUCUCCUCCUCCUCCUCCUCCUCCUCUCUCUCUCUCUCUCUCUCUCUCUUGCUCUCUCUCCUCCUGUCUCUCCCUCUCUCUUCCUGUCUC